Messenger RNA from Closterium sp. Yama58-4, 1647 nucleotides. NCBI's taxonomy places the organism in Eukaryota, Viridiplantae, Streptophyta, Zygnematophyceae, Desmidiales, Closteriaceae. The record is from the annotation of a GenBank genome assembly.
AUGCGCACAACUCCACAAUCACCUUGUGCUCUCGUGCUCACCUUGUGCUCUCGUGCUCACCUUGUGCUCUCGUUCUCACCUUCUGCUCUCGUGCUCACCUUCUGCUCUCGUGCUCACCUUCUGCUCUCGUGCUCACCUUGUGCUCUCGUGCUCACCUUGUGCUCUCGUGCUCACCUUCUGCUCUCGUGCUCACCUUCUGCUCUCGUGCUCACCUUCUGCUCUCGUGCUCACCUUCUGCUCUCGUGCUCACCUUCUGCUCUCGUGCUCACCUUCUGCUCUCGUGCUCACCUUCUGCUCUCGUGCUCACCUUCUGCUCUCGUGCUCACCUUCUGCUCUCGUGCUCACCUUCUGCUCUCGUGCUCACCUUCUGCUCUCGUGCUCACCUUCUGCUCUCGUGCUCACCUUCUGCUCUCGUGCUCACCUUCUGCUCUCGUGCUCACCUUGUGCUCUCGUGCUCACCUUCUGCUCUCGUGCUCACCUUCUGCUCUCGUGCUCACCUUGUGCUCUCGUGCUCACCUUGUGCUCUCGUGCUCACCUUGUGCUCUCGUGCUCACCUUCUGCUCUCGUGCUCACCUUCUGCUCUCGUGCUCACCUUCUGCUCUCGUGCUCACCUUCUGCUCUCGUGCUCACCUUCUGCUCUCGUGCUCACCUUGUGCUCUCGUGCUCACUUUGUGCUCUCGUGCUCACCUUGUGCUCUCGUGCUCACCUUCUGCUCUCGUGCUCACCUUCUGCUCUCGUGCUCACCUUCUGCUCUCGUGCUCACCUUGUGCUCUCGUGCUCACCUUCUGCUCUCGUGCUCACCUUCUGCUCUCGUGCUCACCUUCUGCUCUCGUGCUCACCUUCUGCUCUCGUGCUCACCUUCUGCUCUCGUGCUCACCUUCUGCUCUCGUGCUCACCUUCUGCUCUCGUGCUCACCUUCUGCUCUCGUGCUCACCUUGUGCUCUCGUGCUCACCUUCUGCUCUCGUGCUCACCUUCUGCUCUCGUGCUCACCUUCUGCUCUCGUGCUCACCUUCUGCUCUCGUGCUCACCUUGUGCUCUCGUGCUCACCUUCUGCUCUCGUGCUCACCUUCUGCUCUCGUGCUCACCUUGUGCUCUCGUGCUCACCUUCUGCUCUCGUGCUCACCUUCUGCUCUCGUGCUCACCUUCUGCUCUCGUGCUCACCUUGUGCUCUCGUGCUCACCUUCUGCUCUCGUGCUCACCUUCUGCUCUCGUGCUCACCUUCUGCUCUCGUGCUCACCUUCUGCUCUCGUGCUCACCUUCUGCUCUCGUGCUCACCUUCUGCUCUCGUGCUCACCUUGUGCUCUCGUGCUCACCUUGUGCUCUCGUGCUCACCUUCUGCUCUCGUGCUCACCUUCUGCUCUCGUGCUCACCUUCUGCUCUCGUGCUCACCUUCUGCUCUCGUGCUCACCUUCUGCUCUCGUGCUCACCUUCUGCUCUCGUGCUCACCUUCUGCUCUCGUGCUCACCUUCUGCUCUCGUGCUCACCUUCUGCUCUCGUGCUCACCUUCUGCUCUCGUGCUCACCUUGUGCUCUCGUGCUCACCUUCUGCUCUCGUGCUCACCUUCUGCUCUCGUGCGCACCUUCUGCUCUCGUGCGCACCCACCUUUUCAAUCUCGAGCCCAACCACCUUCUUAUUCUCAUGCGUAA